UGAGGCCACGCCCCCGCGGGGCCGGUGCUCGGCGCUGCCCGGGCGGGGGGGAGCGGUGGGGACCGGGGACCGAGCACCGGACCGAGCCGUUCCGAGCCGUACCGAGCCCUACCGAGCCGUACCCGGCCGUCCGGUCCCGUCCCGUCCCGUCCCGUCCCGUCCCGUCCGGUCCGGUCCCGCCAUGGCAGCGGCGGCGGCAGCGGGCCCCGGCGGGUUUCAAUUCGCCAUCGACCGCGGCGGCACUUUCACCGACGUCUUCGCCCGCUGCCCCGGCGGUCGCGUCCGCGUCCUCAAGCUGCUCUCCGAGGACCCGGGCUACGGAGACGCUCCCACCGAGGGCAUCCGUCGCGUCCUGCAGGAGGAGAGCGGGGUGGCGGUGCCGCGGGAUCAACCCCUGGACACCUCCGGCAUCGAGUGGAUCCGCAUGGGCACCACGGUGGCCACCAACGCGCUGCUGGAACGCCGGGGCGAGCGCCUGGCCCUGCUGGUCACCCGCGGCUUCCGCGACCUCCUCCACAUCGGCAGCCAAGCCCGUCCCCGCAUCUUUGACCUGGAGGUGGCGGUGCCCGAGGUGCUCUACGAGGAGGUGAUCGAGGUGGACGAGCGGCUGAUCCCGCACCAGCCCGGCUGCCGCCUCCCGGGGAAGGAGACCCUCCCGCUGCUCGAAGGCUCCACGGGGGCAUCCCUGCUGGUGCAGCGGCCGCUGGAGCUGUCGGCGCUGCGGCGGGAGCUGGAGGGGGUGCUGGCCCGCGGCAUCCGCAGCCUGGCCGUGCUGCUGCUCCAUUCCUACGCCUGGCCCGGCCACGAGGAGCAGGUCGGGGCGCUGGCGCGGGAGCUGGGUUUCCGGCACGUCUCCCUCUCCUCCGCGGUGGCGGCCAUGGUACGGGCGGUGCCGAGGGGCUACACGGCCUGCGCCGACGCCUACCUCACCCCCUGCAUCCACCGCUACCUGGAGAGCUUCCGCGCCGGCUUCGCCCACCAGCUGCGGGAGGUGCCGGUGCUGUUCAUGCGCUCGGACGGGGGGCUCACCCCCAUGCAGCACUUCAGCGGGGCCCGCGCCAUCCUCUCGGGCCCGGCCGGCGGCGUGGUGGGCUACGCCAUGACCACCUACCGCCGCGAGGACGGGCAGCCCGUCAUCGGCUUCGACAUGGGAGGUACCUCGACGGACGUCAGCCGCUACGCCGGCGAGUACGAGCACGUCUUCGAGGCCAGCACCGCCGGCGUCAGCAUCCAGGCGCCGCAGCUCGACAUCAACACCGUGGCGGCCGGCGGCGGCUCCCGGCUCUUCUUCAGGUCCGGGCUCUUCGUGGUCGGCCCUGAGUCGGCGGGCGCCCACCCCGGUCCAGCCUGCUACCGCAAGGGGGGUCCGCUGACCGUCACGGACGCCAACCUCUGCCUGGGCCGCCUGCUCCCCGAGUACUUCCCCCGCAUCUUUGGUCCGGGUGAGGACCAGCCGCUGUGCCGGGAGACGGCGGCGCGGGCAUUCCGGGACCUGGCCGCCCGCAUCGACGCCUUCCUAGCCGGCACCGCCGCCGGCGCCCGCCAACCGCUCUCGGUGGAGGAGGUGGCCAUGGGCUUCGUGCGGGUGGCCAACGAGGCCAUGUGCCGGCCCAUCCGUGCCCUGACGCAGGCACGGGGCCACGACACCGCCCGCCACGUGCUGGCCUGCUUUGGGGGCGCGGGGGGGCAGCACGCCUGCGCCAUCGCCCGCGCCCUGGGCAUGAGCAGGGUCUUCAUCCACAAGUACAGCGGGAUCCUGUCGGCGUACGGGCUGGCGCUGGCGGACGUGGUGCACGAGGCGCAGGCCCCCUGCGCCCUCCGCUACGAGCCGGCCGCCUUCCCCCGGCUGGACGGGCGCAUCGCCGCGCUGGAGCGGGAGUGCCGGGACGCGCUGCGGGCGCAGGGCUUCACCGGGGAGCAGAUCCGCACGGAGGCUUUCCUGCACUUGCGCUACGAAGGCACCGACUGCGCCCUGAUGUGCUCGGCCAAGGGCCACCCGCCCACCCCGCGCUCCUGCCGCUCCGGAGACUUCCACGCCGCCUUCACCAGCCGGUACAUGGUGGAGUUUGGCUUCACCAUCCCCGACCGCCCCGUGGUGGUGGACGACGUGCGGGUGCGUGGCACCGGCAGCAGCGGCAUCAGCUGCGAGACCCCCCUGGCCCCCAGCGGGAAACCAGCCCGCGUGGAGACGGUGACACAGUGCUACUUUGAGGAGGGGUACGUGGAGACACCGGUGUUCCUGCUGGAGGAGCUGGCCUGCGACCACACCGUCACCGGCCCCGCCAUCAUCAUCGACAAGAACAGCACCAUCGUGGUGGAGCCGGGCUGCACCGCCAGCCUCACCCGCUUCGGCGACGUCUGCAUCGCCGUCGGCUCGGGGUCCCCGCGCCCUGUCGGCCCCCAGCUCGAUGCCGUCCAGCUCUCCAUCUUCUCCCACCGCUUCAUGAGCAUCGCAGAGCAGAUGGGCCGGAUCCUGCAGCGGACGGCCAUCUCCACCAACAUCAAGGAGCGGCUGGACUUCUCCUGCGCGCUCUUCGGGCCGGACGGGGGGCUGGUGUCCAAUGCCCCCCACAUCCCCGUCCACCUGGGUGCCAUGCAGGAGACCGUCCAGUUCCAGAUCCGCAACCUGGGUGAGGACCUGCGGGAGGGGGACGUCAUCCUGAGCAACCACCCCUGCGCGGGGGGCAGCCACCUGCCCGACCUCACCGUCAUCACCCCCGUCUUCUGGCCGGGCAUCCCCAAGCCCGUCUUCUUUGUGGCCAGCCGCGGGCACCACGCGGACAUCGGGGGCAUCACCCCCGGCUCCAUGCCCCCCCACUCCAAGGCGCUGCGUGAGGAGGGGGCCGUCUUCGUCUCCUUCAAGCUGGUGAAGGACGGUGUCUUCCAGGAGGAGGCGGUGACGGAGGCCCUGAUGGCGCCGGGCCGCGUCCCCGGCUGCAGCGGGACCCGGAACCUGCAGGACAACCUGUCGGACCUGCGUGCCCAGGUGGCCGCCAACCAGAAAGGGAUCCAGCUGGUCACCGAGCUCAUCCGCUUCCACGGCCUCCCCGUCGUCCAGGCGUACAUGGCCCACAUCCAGGCCAACGCCGAGGUGGCCGUGCGGGAGAUGCUGAAGGGUUUCGCCGCGCGUUGGGGCACCGCGGUGGAAGCCGAGGACCGCAUGGACGACGGUUCGCCCAUCCGGCUGCGGGUGCAAGUGGAUCCCCAGGAGGGCAGCGCCGUCUUUGAUUUCUCGGGCUCGGGGCCGGAGGUGUACGGGAACUGCAAUGCCCCCCGCGCCAUCACCCUCUCUGCCCUCAUCUACUGCCUGCGCUGCAUGGUGGGCCAGGACAUCCCCCUCAACCAGGGCUGCCUGGCCCCCGUGCGGGUGGUCAUCCCCAAGGGCUCCAUCCUGGACCCCUCGCCCGAGGCUGCCGUGGUGGGGGGCAACGUCCUGACCUCCCAGCGGGUGGUGGAUGUCAUCUUCAGGGCCUUCGGGGUCUGUGCCGCCUCCCAGGGCUGCAUGAACAACGUCACCUUCGGGAACGAGCGGGUGGGCUACUACGAGACGGUGGCGGGGGGCGCGGGGGCCGGCCCGCGCUGGCACGGCCGCAGCGGGGUCCACACGCACAUGACCAACACCCGCAUCACCGACCCCGAGAUCCUGGAGCAGCGGUACCCCGUGGUCCUGCAGCGCUUCGAGCUGCGUCGGGGCUCGGGGGGCGCGGGGCGCUGCCGGGGGGGCGACGGGGUGAUCCGGGAGCUGCUCUUCCGCGAGGACAUGGUGCUGUCGGUGCUGAGCGAGCGCCGCGCCGUCCGUCCCUACGGCCUGCGAGGGGGCAGCCCCGGCGCCCCGGGGCUCAACCUGCUGCUGCGGCGCGAUGGCCGAACCAUCAACCUGGGCGCCAAGACGUCGGUGCCGGUGGAGCCGGGGGACAUCUUCCGCCUGCAGACCCCCGGCGGGGGCGGCUUCGGCUCCCCCGGGGAGGGGGGGGACACCGAGGAGGCCGCCGAGCCGCCGGCACCCCGGAGCUUUGCUGAGCGUGGGAGCGUCUUCGAGUACCGGCGGGCUCAGGAGACCGUCUGAGGGUCCCUGCCCCCCCGAACUGUGGCCGUGGGGCGGCCCCGGCCCCGGCUACGCACACCCCGUGGGGAAGCCCCCCAACCCCAGGUACGCACAGUCCAUGGGGCAGCCCCCCCAUUCCUAGAUGCGCACAGUCUGUAGGGCAGCCCCCCAACCUCAGAUACGUACAGUCCAUGGGGCAGCCCCCCCAACUCCAGCUACGCACAUCCCAAGAAGCAUCCUCUCCCGCUCCCAGCUAUGCACACUCUGUGGGGCAGCCCCCCCCCCAAUUACUAGAUACGCACAGUCUAUAGGGCAGCCCCCCACCCUAGCUAUGCACACUCUGUGGGGCAGCCCGCCAACCUCAGAUAUGCACAGUCCAUGGGGUAGCCCCCCCGUUCCUAGGUACGCACAGUGUAUGUAGGGCAGCCCCCCCACCCCAGCUAUGCACACUCUGUGGGGCAGCCCCCCCCCAUUCCUAGAUACGCACAGUCCAUGGGGCAGCCCCCCCACCCCAGCUAUGCACAUUCUGUGGGGCAGCCCCCCCCAUUCCUAGAUACGCACAGUCUAUAGGGCAGCCCCCCCACCCCAGCUAUGCACACCCUAAGGGGCAGCCCCCAUCUCCACGCCUCAGGCUCCUGCCCCCCCACUCCAAGGGGACUGGAGGGUCACCCCGCCGUGGGGCAGGGCUUGGGCUCUCGCAGUGGGGCAGCCCCCCCCCCCCCCCGCCACGGCACUGCCCCUGGAUUCCCAUGCUUGUGCCUCACUGCACCGGGGGCUCGGCCCCUCCAUCUGGGGGGGGGGCCGAGCCCUGGGUGUGGGGGUCUCCCCCCACCUCUGCCCCACUCCUCCCCAGCUCGGUGCCUUCCAAUAAACGAGCCUUCGGGCCCUUCCCGCA
Messenger RNA from Aquila chrysaetos chrysaetos, 4940 nucleotides. It is a transcript of the gene OPLAH, whose product is annotated as 5-oxoprolinase, ATP-hydrolysing. The record is from RefSeq and is a predicted model, not a curated record. Gene Ontology annotation, biological process: glutathione metabolic process. Gene Ontology annotation, molecular function: 5-oxoprolinase (ATP-hydrolyzing) activity. NCBI's taxonomy places the organism in Eukaryota, Metazoa, Chordata, Aves, Accipitriformes, Accipitridae. Gene Ontology annotation, cellular component: cytosol.